AAAGUGUAGUAGAAUGAAUAUUCAUGUGGUUCUUUAUUGCCGUACGUCUGCUUCUGCAAACAUAAUUACUUAUAAGGAUUGAAGCUGUGAUUCUAAACAACAGAACACAGCACACAGCUAUUGCUUGUAGCAUCUUCAAUCUCAGAUUCAUUUUCGGCACCCAGAAAAAAUUUUAUCUGUUUUCUUCAAUUGGGUACCUUGAAUCAAAAAGGAGCCUUUGAAUUCUUUUUGAGCAAAUAUAUUUGAAGUUUGAUAUAAAUAAUUUUAUUUGGCAUAAGCAUUAUAUCAAUGGGCACUUCUGAAGCUGUUCUACAAGUUUUGUCUGGGGCUGUACCUCGUCUUUUUUGUGGUGACCCGUAUUUUAGCGCAUCAGAUUCAAGAUGUGCUUUUAAGUUCCCUUUAAAAUGUUCAAGGAGAAGGGCCUCAAGUUAUUUGCAAUUUCUCAAGUAUUCAAGUAUGCAACAAUAUGGAGUUCGAGGGAUUGGCAGUAGUUUUCCUGGAAGUACAAAAGUUGAUCAUUCUUGGCUUCAUAGUUGCAAAUGCCAAAAGGCUGAGAGUGUAAGCGGGGUAACUACUGAAGAUGGAAAUGGGGCUUGGUUUGUGGACAAUGCAAAGAAAUUGAAUCCCAUAGACAGUAUGGUGAAUGCGCCAAAUGUUCUGGAGUUUCAGGAUCUUCAACAGUUGAAAGAGGAAAAGGAGGUUUUUACAUCUAGUGGUGCAAAUGGAGCACUCAGAGACACCUUUCACGGUCUCAAUAUUGAUUCCAUUGAGGAUGAAGCAUGGGAAUUACUCCGGGAGUCUAUGGUUUAUUAUUGUGGUAGUCCUAUAGGAACAAUUGCUGCAAAAGACCCAACUAGUUCCAAUGUGUUGAAUUAUGAUCAUGUUUUUAUUCGAGAUUUCAUACCUUCUGGUAUAGCUUUCCUAUUGAAGGGGGAGUAUGAUAUUGUUCGAAACUUCAUCCUUCAUACGCUUCAAUUGCAGAGCUGGGAGAAAACUAUGGAUUGUCACAGUCCUGGUCAAGGAUUGAUGCCUGCUAGCUUCAAGGUGCGCACAGUUCCCCUGGAUGGUGAUGAUUCUGCUACAGAAGAGGUAUUGGAUCCUGACUUUGGAGAGGCAGCCAUUGGCCGUGUUGCACCAGUUGAUUCUGGAUUAUGGUGGAUUAUUUUAUUACGUGCCUAUGGAAAAUGCUCGGAGGACCUCUCUGUUCAGGAGAGAGUUGAUGUGCAAACAGGAAUUAAAAUGAUUCUAAGGUUAUGUCUUGCUGAUGGUUUUGAUAUGUUCCCUACAUUAUUAGUGACAGAUGGUCCCUGUAUGAUAGAUCGCCGAAUGGGAAUUCAUGGCCACCCUUUGGAAAUACAGGCACUAUUUUAUUCAGCAUUACUUUGCGCACGUGAAAUGCUUGCUCCAGAGGAUGGAUCAGCUGAUCUUCUGCGGGCACUGAACAAUCGUCUGGUAGCUCUGUCAUUCCAUAUCAGAGAGUAUUAUUGGAUUGAUUUGAGAAAACUAAAUGAGAUUUACCGUUAUAAGACUGAAGAGUACUCAUAUGAUGCAGUUAACAAGUUCAAUAUUUACCCGGAUCAAAUUCCUCCUUGGUUGGUGGAAUGGAUGCCCAAUAAAGGUGGCUAUCUAAUUGGAAACUUGCAACCAGCUCACAUGGAUUUCCGAUUUUUUUCUCUGGGAAACUUGUGGUCUGUUGUGAGCAGUGUUGCAACAGUGGAUCAGUCACAUGCCAUAUUAGAUCUCAUUGAAGCCAAAUGGGCAGAUUUGGUAGCAGAUAUGCCAUUUAAGAUAUGUUAUCCUGCUCUUGAAGGUCAGGAGUGGCAGAUUAUCACGGGAAGUGAUCCUAAGAACACCCCUUGGUCCUACCACAAUGCAGGUUCUUGGCCAACUCUACUCUGGCAGCUUACAGUCGCAUGCAUAAAGAUGAACAGACCAGAAAUUGCAGCGAGAGCUGUCGAGAUUGCUGAGAAACGCAUAUCACGAGACAAGUGGCCUGAAUAUUACGACACUAAAAGGGCAAGGUUCAUUGGAAAACAGUCACGCCUGUUCCAGACCUGGUCAAUUGCAGGAUACCUUGUGGCAAAGCUCCUGCUUGCUGACCCAAGUAAAGCCAAGAUUCUGGUAACCGAAGAGGAUUCUGAACUUGUCAAUGCCUUCUCUUGCAUGAUCAGCGCCAACCCAAGAAGGAAGCGCGGUCUGAAGAAUUCGAAACAGACCUAUAUAGUAUGAAUAUUCUAAUUUAAAUCACAUGCCUUGGUGCCAGGCAGUUAACUGCAUUCAUAUGAAGAUUGACUAAAGUUUCGGCUGAUUUAUGGUUUGAUUUAUCCAACUUAUAUUUCGAUUGCUUGAAAAUUGGGUUACUGUAAAAUAAUUCUUCACUGAAUGGUUGGGUUGUGCUGAAGUUAUUAUACAAGCUUAUUCAUGUAUAUCAUGAUAUUCAUUUGUAAAGAUGAUGUAGCCAGUUUAGGAUUCCAGGUGUAUCCUCUUAGUAGGCAUUGGAGACUUUGUGAACUUCUAUAGAAAUAAAUUGGAUGGCAUUUGUCAGGACCA
Messenger RNA from Alnus glutinosa, 2550 nucleotides. RefSeq names its product neutral/alkaline invertase 3, chloroplastic-like. Lineage: Eukaryota; Viridiplantae; Streptophyta; Magnoliopsida; Fagales; Betulaceae. Gene Ontology annotation, biological process: sucrose catabolic process. The transcript has 7 exons. Gene Ontology annotation, cellular component: chloroplast. The record is from RefSeq and is a predicted model, not a curated record. Gene Ontology annotation, molecular function: sucrose alpha-glucosidase activity; endo-alpha-N-acetylgalactosaminidase activity. Bases 289 to 2229 code for a protein of 646 amino acids.